AGAGAAUUCAAAAACACAUUCCAACCCAAAGAAACAAACAAAAACCAAAGUAGACAAUCCACCCCAAAGCCUAAAAAUAAGGUUCCAACAACUGCUACAGCAUAGCAGAGAGAAACAGCAUCAUCCUAUCUCAUUCAUUUAUACCUUUUAUUUUUUUUCUUUUUCCAGUCCCUAAUCUAUGUAUCUAUCAAUUCUUCAAUAUACAAAUAAAAACCAUUCCAUUAUUUAUCUCUCUCUCUCUCUCUCUGACCCAUUCCAUUAUUUCUCUCUCUAUACAGACACCAACAACAACAAUCAAAGAAAAAACAUUGAAACUACACGCAUCCUUUGAUUUCCAUCAAGAGUCCACACCACACCACACCACACCACUCAACUAAACCCUCUUUUCUCUCUCUCAUCAAUGGCCCAGUUGGACCAAAAUUAAUGUUUCAAGAAAACAAAAAAGAAAGAUUGGAAAAUCAAAAAAGAAAGAGAAGUUAGAUAGAUGUGUUCAAUUGUCCUCCAACCAAACCAACCUUACACACCAUUUUCUCUCUCUCUCUCUCUCUCUCACACACACACACACACAAACACACUCUCUCUCUCAUCGACAAAUAUGUUCCCCGAAUUACCCUUCUGCAAGCCCCCAAAAAAUCCCAUCUUCAUCACUGGUCUUUCAAAAGAACAAUAUUUUUCACCGAGUUAUGUGGGCUUUUUGGGUUUCUUUGUCUUGGUCAGAAUUUUCACAGAGAAAACACCGAGAACCUUCUUACCUCUUCCCAUCUUAUUAACCCUUUCUUUCUUCUUCUUUACUAUCAUCAUUAUCAUUAUUAAUAUUAUUUUCUCUCUUUUCCUCUCUCUCUAUCUCUCUCUCUUUCUCUCACGUUUUCUUCUACCUUCUUCUCUUUUCUCUCUUUCUCCUUUUUACCUUUAGUUGUUCUCUUUGUUCUUUUCUUGUGUGUUUCUUGCUCUUUUCUUUUCUUCUCUGAUCUGAUGAAGAAGAUGAAAGGUGUUGUCUCAAUGAAACCUCCGCCUGAUGUGUAUAUGGAUCAGAGAACAAGAUUGAGGCACCAGAGUCUCCUACAGGACUAUGAAGACUUGCACAAGGAAACAGAAGCCAUGAGAAUGAAAUUGCAGGCUGUGAAGGAGAAAAAGAUGAUGCUAUCAGCUGAAGUUAGAUUUUUAAGGCGUCGUUACAAAUACUUGCUUAAACAUCCUCAGCCAGAGCAUGAUGUUUUAAAGCCACAGAAGCCUAAGAUCUCAAAGGGAAGGAAUUACAGCAGAAAGGAAUCAACUUUACGACCCAACACCGCUUCCAAAUUGAACCCAAAAGAAAGAAUUUUCACUGGUGUUGAAGACACACUGCAAAAAACUAGCCAUGUGUUUGAUUUAAACCAGAAUAGUAGGAGCUUAAGUAAAAAAGAUGCUUCUUUUCAUAGUUCUUCAGCUCCUGCGCUUGACUUGAAUCACAAAGAUAGGAUUCACAGCGGAAAGGAAGCCACAAAGAAGAGUGUAACUCCAUUUUUUGACUUGAACCAGAUUUCGAGAGAAGAGGAGGAAUUAGAAGGAAACAAUCAGUCCAUGUGGAUUGAAGAACAAAAGAAGAGUACACAAAGAGUUGUGAAUGAGGAACAGCACAAUGAUAUCAAGCUUUCAGUUUGUAGAAACAUUGGUGAAGGAUCAAGUAGGGCAGGGAAAAGGAAGAUUUCAUGGCAAGACCAAGUUGCAUUAAGGGUUUGAUUGAUCAUAUUAGUACAGUAACAUUUGGCUGAGCUCAUGCCAAUUUGGAAUGUGUAGUAGAUAUUUUACCUUUCACCAAAACCAUUCUAGUUUUAUGUUUUUCAUCUUUGUAAAGAUAAAAAAUAUACCCUAUAGAAUCAUGUCAUAUGUUCAAUAUAUAUAUAUAUAUAUUAGAUGGAAUGAAGAAUUUAACAUCUGAAAUCA
Messenger RNA from Cicer arietinum (chickpea), 1923 nucleotides. RefSeq lists its product as uncharacterized. Lineage: Eukaryota; Viridiplantae; Streptophyta; Magnoliopsida; Fabales; Fabaceae. The record is from RefSeq and is a predicted model, not a curated record.